Messenger RNA from Hydatigera taeniaeformis, 339 nucleotides. NCBI's taxonomy places the organism in Eukaryota, Metazoa, Platyhelminthes, Cestoda, Cyclophyllidea, Taeniidae. The record is from the annotation of a GenBank genome assembly.
AUGGAUGGCGCGGAUUGGAUAAUAUGGCUCGACUCUAACCAACGUCGUCAGCGAGCACACGGCAAAGUUGCCUCCGACACGCCACCACUCUCAUCACUGUCCGCACCACUCCUCCUCCACAAGGCUGUUCUCGUCGUGGUGCGUGCAUGUGGUAGAGAUGAGAUGGUAGUGCUUGCUCACCAUGUUGCCUGGAGAUUGGCUGUUUCGGUUGCGGUCACUCAGGUGGCCACAAUGCCAUGGCCGGGCGGACUUGUCUCAGAGCUGAUGCCGUCACGGAAGUUCCGUGAUGUCGAGGAGACUGUUUAUUUCCCCACACCACCAAUUUUAACACGACGAUGA